AUGGCAGAAGAACCGGAACCCGUCAUUGCUGGACCGUACGCUCUAUUCGACGGGUCGUUCAUUCUAGAGUUUCUGAAACCGAAACCUUCGAGGGAUGCAUCUGUCCUGAUGCGCGCUACGUACAAACACGACCAUCCGAUGUGCAAACUCGGCAAAGGUCACGGCCAGUCACCCCCUCUACACAUUCACUUCAAACAAUUCGAAUCCUUCAGCGUCCUCAGCGGCUCCGUCGGCACGACGACAACGUACUCUCUCGUCGACACUAUCCACACACCCUCGGACACGGGCGAGGACAAGCCUCACGUCAUACGCCCCUGGAUGCCUCAUCGCUUCUGGCCCGAUCCGGACGCACAGCAGGACGCGACGUUCUUGGUGUGGGCGCAUCCGAACUCGGACGACGUGGGCGACAGUAAGAUGGACCGGCUGUUUUUCCAGAACCUGUUGAUGUACGUCAGCGACGUGGUCGAGGGGAAGGAGCGGCUGAGCAUUUUGCAGGUCAUGCUUACUCAGUAUGUUUUUUUUUCCCGCAAACCACCCUGA
This is a messenger RNA of Exophiala spinifera, 540 nucleotides long. RefSeq lists its product as uncharacterized. The coding region runs from base 1 to 540 and encodes 179 amino acids. NCBI's taxonomy places the organism in Eukaryota, Fungi, Ascomycota, Eurotiomycetes, Chaetothyriales, Herpotrichiellaceae. The transcript has 3 exons. The record is from RefSeq and is a predicted model, not a curated record.